UGUAUUGUAUAUCUCAACGAACACACUUCGUUCCUUAUGUCGAUUUUUGGGAGGAGUGAACGGAGCACUGAUACUUCUGAACGGGUUGGUUUAUUAUUGGACAAGAAUGCAGGGGCUAAGAAAAAUGGAUUUGGAGAAAAGUCCAAACACACACCAAAGGAAGCGCCUUUUGGAAGAAAGGCUGCGGUGAUGGCCGCAUGCCUGGCCCAGCAGUUUGUGUGUAUCGGUAUGGGGUACGGGUACAGUGUCAUGUACGCCGAACUUGUGAUCGCUCUCGACGUUUCCCGCUCAGUGGCUUCUCUUACCGCGGCCUUCUACUUCGCCACCGUGAACAUUGGAGGGCUUUUCUUUACCGGUUUAAUCAGGAAGUUUGGGCCAGGAAGAAGCAUUGUCGUAGGAUCAUUCAUCGGAAGUGUUGGACUCUUUGCCAGCGGAUUUUCACCAAAUAUCACCGGAAUUAUCCUAUUGUCGGGGGUAUUGACUGGCUUCGGGAUGAGUGUCUGUUAUCUGGCCGGCUUUAUUGCAGUGAGUUGGAUGUUCCACAAAAAUGCUGGACUGGCUUUGGCCUCUCUUACGAUUGGGUCAAGUGUAGGACAGUUUGCUGCUCCUCUGCUUUAUGAAUCAACCAUAGCGGAAUACACGUGGAGGGGGUCAUUCAUUGUGUUGUCCGCGCUCCCCCUCCAGUGCCUCAUUGCUGGUGUGUUGAUACAUUGCUCAAGGGACUACUUUGUUACUGGGGCGGAAGCACAACCGGAGGACUACCAUGACGGUGCAAGUUCACCAAAGCAACGCUCUGUGUACUUAAGCCUCAUUUUUGAUCGGUUGAUGAUAAUCAUUUUGAUAAAUUUCUUCACGUUGUCGUUAACAGGUAAUGUCGAGGCAUGGUUUAUCGUCGACAUGCUGGUGUCACGUGGUAUGACAAGACAGGCGGGUUCUGUGGCCGCCUCUGCAAUUGGUCUUGCCAAUGUUGUGGGCAGACUGGUAGCGACCAUCACCAGAUAUAAACUGCCAAAUAUCCCGACCGUCUAUCACUGGAUCUACUUAUGCCCCUUGACAGCUGUUACACAUUUCCUCAUAAUAAUUUUGCCCCAGUACUCGACCAUACUGGCAUUAUGUGUCUUGUACGGGAUAGUAUUUGGCAUCACAGUUGCCCAAGCCCCAGCGAUCAUGUUUGAAGCUACAGGUCUCAGUAGGUAUCCGCAGGGUAUGGCUCUGAUGAAUGUUGUUUACGGCGUUGGGGACGCAAUCAGCGCCGUUGUUGGUGGGUAUAUUAAGGAUGCAACCGGUACCUACAACAUUGCGUUUUACAUAGCAGGCGCUGUUUGCAUUUACAAUGGAGUCACUAGCGUGCUUGCGUCAUAUUACGUGAGGGAAAGAAACAAGAUGCCACGUCACGAUGCUGGGCUGACCGUUAAAAGGGAAACCAGGCAACGGCUUAUAUCUUCCACGAGAAUCCAUCCGUAGAAAGAACAAAAAUGCCGUGUGUUUACUUACAGCUUUCACAUUGAAAGGUGCUAAAAUAUUUUCAGUUGAAAACUUAUUUAUGAAUAUUAGGGAACGGUUGGACACGACUUGAAUUGUGCUUUUAAAAAGUAUAACAUUGUUGUGGCGUUUGUAUGGAUGCGUUUUUAUGUACGCGAUAUGUUUAUUCGAUCAUCUCGUUAACUUUUACAUACAUUCAUCCAUACAUUUAUGAGGGAUAAAAAUUUUAUUGAUUUAAAGGGACGGGUCAAGGAAUUGACGUUAGAGGGGCGUGACUUCGGGGCGUAACCUUUUGACAUGCACCCCGGAUUGGGGUUUGGAGUUACUCCUCAAACAUUUUUUAGCCAUUUGUAAUCAGAAAUGGUGCGUGUAUUAUUACUUUUCUACCACCAAUAUUGAAAUAAAAAGUCAAAUUGGACGUUUGUAAAUCCGCUAGUGAUUUAUAUAUACAUGUUAACGCCGUACGUGUUUUAGUUUUUUUUGCUUUAUUGGUUGAUGUUUAGCUAUUGAUGUAUAUACAGUUAAUUUUUGUAAUAAUAUUGGUAAUACUG
Molecule: messenger RNA, 2033 nt
Organism: Mya arenaria
Lineage: Eukaryota; Metazoa; Mollusca; Bivalvia; Myida; Myidae
Product: monocarboxylate transporter 13-like
Exons: 8
Coding region: 37-1464 (475 amino acids)
Biological process (GO): transmembrane transport
Molecular function (GO): monocarboxylic acid transmembrane transporter activity
Source: RefSeq, a predicted model, not a curated record